Messenger RNA from Symbiodinium pilosum, 1896 nucleotides. The record is from the annotation of a GenBank genome assembly. NCBI's taxonomy places the organism in Eukaryota, Dinophyceae, Suessiales, Symbiodiniaceae.
AUGGCGGCAGCGAAGCCAACCAUCAAUGCGCACAUCCCGAAGACGGACAUUGUCACCCGCCAUAAGGUGAUCCGCUUCGGAACGACCAGGAAGGCUCCCACGGAGCAGGAGGCCAAGCUCUAUGCUUAUUUGCACCAGCGGGCCGACCUCAAGGUCUCCCGAGGGAGCAUCCCGGUGGGCUUCUACUCGUGCAUGUUUCUUGACGAGGGUCAGCCUUUGUAUUUGGAGACCCGAUAUGGCGGCAAUGACGAUGAGGGUGAACCUGUGGGACCUCAAUACCAGGUCAGCUGGAAAGCUGAAAAGGAGGUGAUCCCGCCCCUUGACAGCUUGAGCGACGGGUGGUACAAGGACUUAGAUGACCUAUGGAGCAACGUCCUUUCAUACUUCGAGAAGCGUGGAAUCCUGAGUGAGGAGACGCUGGAGUACUUGGAUGCGGAUCCCUUCGUCCUCUUUGGGGUUGACGAUGCACUCACACAGCAGGCGCUUUUGAAGCUGGAAAAGUUCCCGGCCCUGAUGUGUGAUGGCUCCGUACCGACACAGGACGAGUGGGCCUACUACUUGCGCAUCGAGCCCCGCGACCCACAACUGAUGUGGCUUGUGAGAGCUAUGCAAGAGACAGAGCUGCCAAAGCCCUGGACAUGCUACAAAGGUAUUGGAAGCAUCGUGUGCUACCUUCGGUCCGACAGCGGCCAGGUCACGUGGAAGCAUCCCUUUUACGACUAUUUUCGCCAGCUCCGCGAUUUCUGCCGACAAGCAUCGCGCGAUGAGGUGAUGCAGGUGCGCUGCAACCGCCUCUUGUGGAGCUACGAAGCGACUCGGGUCGAGACCGAACAUGACCAGGAGCCCCUCAUAUCGCCGCCGUAUGUCGCGCGUAUGGCCGACAUCUUCGGCUUCGACGUGAAGGUUCAAGGCUGCGUUGUGCGAAACUGCAAGGCGCAGCUCAAGGCUUUCGCCAAAGCAUACCGGACCAAGCAGGACAUCGAGGUCAGCUUGAUCCGGGAGUGCAAUGAGAUGCUGCAGCGUGAUGUUGCAAAGUACAGCGAGAUGGUGGCCCACUGGUCUGGUGAGGUCAAAGAGGACGUCAAGUUUGACCUCAACAAGUUGGCGGCUGGCGAGCUACAUUGUGUAAAUUGCAAGACCACAGCCCUCAGCUUCUGCCUUGAGUGCAAGGACUACUUGUGCUUGAAGUGCUAUGCUGACUUGCAUGGGAAAGGCUCGCGCAAAGAGCAUGCGCCUUUCUGUUUGGUACCAUGUGCUCUGUGCGUGGUACUUCCGGCCAAGAUCCACUGUACAUUCACAGACAAAUCGCUGUGCCACAAGUGCUACGCCAUGAAGCACAUCAAGAUGCUCCCUCUGGAUGGCAAAGAAAACCAGCCAAGAAGGAUCAACUAUGUGGAGCAGUACAACAGGUACGCUGAGUUUGCCAAGGAACGUGUGCAGAAAAUGGCCGUCAAGCCAGAGGAUCUGCCGGCAUUGGAUGACUCAGCAUACGAGUCAGUUCUGAGCACUGACUGGCACCCCUUCUAUGAUGCUCGUGGUGUGAGGUACUAUCAUAACUUUGCCACUGGCGAGCGCAUGCGGCAAAGUCCACGGCGUGUGCCCAACACUGACGAUGCAGGAGCUGAGGAGACCACACCAACUGCGCAGGAAGUCUCGCAGGCGCUGGCAAUUUCACAACAAGAUGCUAGUGAUAUGGCUCUGACACAAGACCCAGCGUCGAGCAGCAAGGGAUUCGCUGCCACGGCAACCUCGCUCAAGAGCACGGGGCCUCUGCCGCUCACAGGCUUUGACUCUCUCAAGUCGGAUGUCCCAGCAGCGGUCCGAGCUGCGGAAGAUCCGGAGCAUCGGACGCUCCGACCGCCACAUCGGCGCCACAUGCCGGACGAGAUCACCUGA